Molecule: messenger RNA, 901 nt
Organism: Tripterygium wilfordii
Lineage: Eukaryota; Viridiplantae; Streptophyta; Magnoliopsida; Celastrales; Celastraceae
Exons: 2
Coding region: 280-768 (162 amino acids)
Source: RefSeq, a predicted model, not a curated record
AACCCAAAUAUUAGAUAUGCUCUUGAAGGUGACAUUAGCGAGCAUGUGACCAUUUAUUACCUUCUCAGGAUCUUUGAAAAAUUUGUGGGUUUCGUUCUAUUUUCUAUUUUCGGAUGAGUGGCGAGUCUGCUGCUUGUGGGUAUAUUUCGAAUCUCACUGUCACUCUGUGUAUCAGUUUUCAAACUUAUUGAUUGAGAAACUUCCUUGAUAAGCUUUUAAGGGAAAAGAAAUUCAUCAGAAAAUAGCUGCUUAGAAUUCUGUUUGGGACUACAGAGAAACAUGGUUCAAAAACUAGAUGCUAUUAAGGGCGGUGGAGGAUCCAUCAGGGUUGGAACAACAGGGACUAUCAGUGCUUUGAUGACAAGGGAAAUGGAAUCUAUUAAAUCGACAUCACGAACGUCUGCAGCAUGUUGUGCCGAUAAAGCUCAAAAAAUUCCUGUUUCUGUUGCCUGUGUUGCUUCUAAUCCUAAACGUCUACAAAUGAGAAAGUCCUUAGAUGAAGCAAGCAGCAGCAUUAGACGUCGAAGUGCAGAUUUUACUGGGAAAACGGAAAGCCUCCCUAAAAGUACGCAUCAUGUCCCGAUGCUUGGCUCGGAUAAUCUCUCUCUAGAUAGAACUCCUAGAAGGGAGAAAACUGACAAGAAAUUAUCUAACAUUGUUGAAAUUGUGGACAUAAAAUGUGGGCACGCGGAUAGAGCAUGGGCUACCCCUAUAACACAUCGACUCAAGAAGCUAGGCUUUUCAAAGCUAUCUGAAAGCAUUGUUUAGACUUUUAACUUCUUCAUAUCGGAGUUCAGAUUCUUGUAAUUGAACCCUGAAAUCCCAGUUUUCCUAUUAUUGUCUGAAACUUCAACCAUUGAACACAUUGUUGGUAUAAACCAGCUACUUUCUCGCUUUUUCU